Molecule: messenger RNA, 1218 nt
Organism: Aspergillus costaricaensis CBS 115574
Lineage: Eukaryota; Fungi; Ascomycota; Eurotiomycetes; Eurotiales; Aspergillaceae
Product: short-chain dehydrogenases/reductase
Exons: 2
Coding region: 69-1073 (334 amino acids)
Biological process (GO): secondary metabolic process
Source: RefSeq, a predicted model, not a curated record
GAAGAAGUAUCUCCCCUUGUUCCCGCUUGUUAACUAUAGUAUCAUACUACUCUUCCCAACCAUCCAUCAUGCCCACUCUUAGCCAGGUUCGUCAGUCCAACACGGCUCUAGGCGCUCAACGCCAAAAGAUGGUCGCCGUCUUCGUUGGAGGCACCAGUGGCAUAGGAGAGGCGACAGCCAAGCAGAUGGCGCUCGCUGUGAAACAACCAACCAUCCACUUGGUUGGCCGGAAUCCCGCAUCCGGUUCCAGAGUCCUAGAGGAGCUCCGGGCUUCAAAUCCAAACGGAUCAUUUCACUUCAUUCAAUCGGAUGUCUCACUUCUGCGUAGUGUUGACAAGGCCUGUGCGGAAAUCACCGACAAGGAAAAGCAAAUCGAUCUCCUCUUCAUGUCCACCGGCCAUCUCUCUCUUUCAAAAAAUGAGACCGAUGAAGGACUAGACGACAACCAUGCCCUUCGUUACUACUCCCGGAUGCGCUUCGUGCAGAACCUUAUGCCUUUGCUCAGUGCCUCCCCCGGUCCAGCCAGGGUCGUAUCCAUCCUAGCAGGCGGCCAAGAAGGCACCAUCGAAGAAGACAAUUUCGACCUGACAAAGUCAUGGACUUUUUCGAAAUCAAACACAUACGCCGCUACACUAAAUUCCUUAGCGAUAGAGCAUCUAGCCACCGCCCAUCCGACCGUAAGCUUUCUACACGUCUUUCCGGGAAUUGUACGGACUCCGUUGAUGAACACCACCUUCGGGAACUUUGGCGGGGCUAUCCUAAGCUUUCUUUCUCGUCCGAUUUCCAUUACGCCGGAGGAGAGUGGUGAGCGUAAUCUGUAUCUCUCGACGUCGGCAGCUUAUCCUCCCGCCACGCCCAAAGAUCCAUCACAUCUGGGGGUUCCCUUGGUCAAAGGGGUGGACACGGCAUCUGCAUCAACUGGUAAAAUUGGAGGGGGCUCCUAUAUUCUCAAAUACGAUGGGAGCAAUGCAACUCGCGAGAAACUGAUGGCUGAUUAUCGAGCCCGGAGUUUCCCUGGUAAGGUUUGGGAUCAUACACUGGAGACAUUCAAGCGGGUGCUACGGUCGGACUGAUGAUGACGGCUUUCACACGGUUGUUUUUCUUUUCUUUUUCUCCUUUUUUUUUUUCCUCCCUCUACUUUCCCUAAUGUUGCAUCGUCAUGGACGGUAUUUAACUUUACAUAACCGAGUUUGCCGUCGGAUAGGCCAACUCCCAUGU